AUGGCCAAAAAUUUGGGACUUUUGAAUCCUGCUCUCACUGGAAGUACUAUCAGCCUUGAUCGACGAAGCAACUCAAGUUUAAACGUUAUUGACAAUGCAAUGUAUCUCGAUGAAGAUUCAGGGAAUCCUUACAACACACUGCAACGCAAUGACAACCGUCAAGUUAAUCCAAGGCCAAAAAGAACUCAAAAUGCUGUAUAUGAUGACAUUUAUAACCCCAGAGUAGUGGGGCAAAAUCAGUCAAGGACUUCUCAAACUCCGAAGAAACCCGGUCGCGGGAGACAAAGGAAAAAUGGAAGAAUAUUUCGCGUUGUAUUGAUGUUUCUUAUUGUUCUUGUGGCUAUCAUAGCUUUACUGCUUGUUCUCCUGUUGAUGAUGGGGAAAGUUGGUCCAAAAUGUCGCUGCCGUACUUCAAAUUCAGGUGAGAAAGUAUUUUUUGCUCGUUAUUUUUAUCAGAUUUUGGUACGUGUAUCUUGAGAGCGAGCCGGCAAUGUUUAUCGUGGCAAGGGAUAACGUGUACUUGAAUGCAAAUUUAAAUUCAGCUGAUAUAUUGACUGUUAAACAUUUUGCCUUCAAAUAACAUAAUUUUAAUUCCCGGUUUUAAUUAUUGAUUCUACUCGUAUAUAAAUGGAAAAGUAAAGCGCCGUUGUUUUAGUUUCGACUCUUAGUUCCGUUCUCGGCAAUUUUUUGGAUAUUACCAUGUCAUCGACUUUCGUAUCGAUUUAUAUCUUGAAAACAUUUCCAGAAGAUUCUAACUAAGCUUUGUGUCAAACGCACUCCAGAAUGAAAAUAAAUAGAAUGAACAGUAGAAAUUGCUUGUCUAGGCAAGAAACCUCAACGAGUAGUGCAAGAAGAAAUAAAAGGAGUACUUGACAAUUAGCUGAGUGUUGAUAAAGUGGAUACAAACAUAACUGGCGAGUGCCCUUUGACGGUUCCUAUCUUCCAAAAGAGUACAGCUCAUGCUGCAGCAGAACAUUACGGCAUACGCAAUCGACUUUCCCGUGCAUAAGAAGUAGAAGUGAAAUUAGAAGCUAUUAGAAGACCAAGGCAGCGUUGAGACGAGAAUUAAACUCUUCUCAGUAUAUAUACUGAAAAUUUUCCUGCGACUUUUCAGGGAUUCACAUUGAUGCUAAAGCUCAUCAUGCAGUUAAGAUAUUCUAAAAUGGUCAUGGGCAGAUUCUUAAUUUAGCUAUUCCCUGACUAGGCGGCGGUGAAAUGCGGCACGACCAAGUUCGUUCAAUUGUACAUGGACCUUGUUUUCGCUUAACAGUGAUUAAGAAAUCAGGGCCCAGUUGUUCGAAGCAUGGUUAGCGUUAACCAUCGUUUAAUACCUUGACAACGUAUUGGUUUUGAUACUGCUUAACCAAUGGUUAAAGCUAACCAUGCUUUGAGCAACUCAGCCCAGGGCUUUAGUGCCAUUAACGAUCGACUUUUGUCAAUUGAAUGCCAAAAGGAUGCUCCGUUAAAGCCGUUUAUCCAAUAGUUUGCUACUUGCUAUAAAAACCAUAUUCGAAGAGUAGGUUAAAUCGAAACCAGCCAUGCAGAAGGUUGACCCUCCCAGCCUUUAUUAUGCAAUGACAUUCAGGCUGUAAUCAAUCAAAAAAUUUCCUAUCACGAGUGUUCUCGAAAUAUCUUCCGCUCAGUCAGGCUGACACUUCGGAUUUAAUCGUCGGGAGGGCCGAGAGUGCUCUUUCCUUUUCGGAUAUGACUUUGUGCUAAAAGAUGAAUCUGGUAGGCGGCAUAUAUUACCCUACCCUAGAAAUGUUAGAUCAGUAUAUGUUUCUGGGAAACUGUCCACCAACCCCUCCCCUAAGCCAACAUUAACACCUACUUCUCACUUAGGACAAAAUGUUGGUUUAGGGGAGGGGUAGGUGGGCAGUUAUGAUCAUUUGAAUCCAAAGGUUUAAGAGCACCCCCAGAAGAUGGGACAUCUGCAUAGCAGGCAGUCGUCUCUUGUUUUAAACGGUAAAUGGACAAAUGUUGUCUUUUCGAUCUUUUCCUUGUCUUGUCUAUUUAUUCUUUCAAACAAGGAACAACUGCAUUGCAUUGAACUCACUAUUGUUUUUGUGUUUGUGGUCAAAAAAGCCAUUUUAAAUUAAAGAUAAAAUCGCCCUCAGGCCAAUUUCUUGUUUUGCAUACUUUAACGCCCGCUAAGCCAAUGAUCAUGGCGACGCUAUUAUAAGCGCUAAACGUAUUCAACUGCAUCGAUCUUUCACAUAUCUCGAAUUCUUCAGUUGGUCAGAGUUAACUCAAUAUCAUGAGCACGCGCAUAGAAGCGAAAUGUUUCGCUUUCCUUUUCAAUAUCAAAGAAAAAACAGAGCGCAAGUAAAAAGGUCAAAAUCAGGAGUAAUUCAUCUCAACGACUAUUGAACAUUACUUAGAUGAGUCAAGUUACUACAUCGUAAUGUGCGUGUGAAUACAAUAAGUGGAAUGGCUUACUACCCACCAUCUGUUAAGACCAACUGGGAAGCAAAACAACAAGUAGCUUUACCUCCUAGGCCUCGUGCUGACUCCAACUCAUCUUAUGUUGUCUUAAGUGAAACAGCAAAAGAUAAACACAGAGCUUAUUCUUCGAAAAGUAGUGCAAAAGAAAAGAAAAAACGGCGAAAAAAGCCGAAAUCUGUCACGGGAAAUUGCUCAAGGACCGUACGAACUUUGAAUGAUGAAUAUCAAAUCAAAAGCCAUCUCGAGCGCCAUGGCUGUUGCCACGGACUAUGCUAUCAUCGUUUUCUUCAGUUUCUUGUUCUUUUCUUCUCUGUUGCUGCUUUGACUUUAGUUAUUCUUAUGGUCUUCGGCGUUUUGGGACCAGCCCAACGCUGUCGCGCUUGCAAAGAAACUGAAGGUAAGCUUACCUCUUCCGCAGUUGAAAGCGCUUCGUUUCGGAAAUGGAUGCCCCCAUUUAUUUCAAGCUUGGUAAUUCUGGUAUAAUUUGACUUAAAUAAUUAACUUCCUUUCACGGUGAUGAGCUGUGGGGCGCUGGAAAGCCCAUUUAAUAUUGUUUAUCAUCAUUUCACUGGUUCGUUUAACAAACCACAAGUUAGCUUUCAGCCGUAUUCACUUGCCCCAGAGGCUAUCAUUUGUUCAGUCCACCCUUGUUUUUUAUUUUCACAUUCUAAAGUUUCAAAAUAUCUUCUAAAGUUAUAAUAUUCUAAGAGGAAAAAGCUGACGGAAAUAAAUGGCUUUGUGGGGAAGUGUGUGGUGGUUAGAGGAGCGCACAUGACUCUCCAUCGAACCAACGAAUACAUGUGUUGAAUAUAUAGAUUGACGUGAAUUAUAAGUGGCAUGUUUUUUAUAUGGCUAAUUAUAAAAAUUAUUCUCGAUUCUUUGCCCACUUUUAAGAGUCAAACAGAAUUUUCUUAGAUACUCUGUCUUUAACGGGAAAUAGCUGAAAGAAUCUGGGCUAUGUCUUAACCCUUAACUUAUACGUGUAGUUUCAAAAGACGUUUUCGAUAUUUUCAGCAUUUUCUGCAAUUUUAAUUUAUUUCAAUAUGGAACUCUACAGUUGCUCCUUGCUGUGCAUGUACUGCCAACGCUGCACUUGGUAAAGCGCGAGAAAACGUGGAUUGCAUAAACCCCCGGACUGGUUUCAAGACCCCAGUAUACUCAUCGCCGGCUAGAACAAAUAGCAAAAUGUUGCCUUAAGUGAGGGCUAGGUGGGCAGUUUCCCAGAAACGUAUACUGAUCCAAAAAAUAAAUAGGCAAUUAAUAAAAUAAACAGUAUGGUCACUGUAAGAACUAAAAAGACUAAGGAUCGAUUUGAUUUUCAACUCCAGGAACUUCACCAAAAGUGGGUAGACAAUCUUCUGAAGAGCAAAACAAACAGAAUGAAACAGAGACGUCUUCUAAAAAUACCUUUAACACGGACUUCUCUCCAUUUUACGACAUCUUGGAGGAUUUGCAAGCUAAUAUUUCGUCUCUUCGUCAAGAAGCAGUAAGUCGACAAAUCUAAAUUAUAUUUUUGACGGGUAUUUAGACUAGAGCAGAUUUUCUUUAGGCUUUUAUCCACAAACUUUAAGUCAGAGUCACAAUUUGCAGGUCAAGACGUUAUUCGAAAGAAUUUGAGUGCAGGCAUACAACACUGAUGCUAAUAUUUUGCACGAUAACACCUCAAUGUGAGCCCAACACCGGUUAAUUUUGCGAAUUCUCUCUCAGCCUACCGGGCUGCAUGAAUAUCGCUCGCAGUGAUGCAUUGCAUUGUUGCCGAGUGGCUUUCUGUACGUGAGAACCUUUGGUCCUCUUGUGUUUGUCGCUCGGUGACUGGUCGGGAUUGCAAUUGUUGUUCGUAGCUCAUGGUCUGCUCGGGUGCGAUAAUCCUGAGAGAUUGCUAGCGGUCCAAUUAGAAACUUUGGUUAAAAUAAUUAAAUUUUCAAAUUAUCUUGCUCAAUAAUCAGAGAUAUAAGCGAUAUUUGCUGAGAAAACAUUGGCCAUCAAAACCGGCGGAAUGAGUUAGUUGACGUCCCCACCCCUCCACAACUACCUCCACCAUUUCAGCCUCAGAUAUAUGUAAGACGUAUUAUUUAUACUAUAUCUGCAAUACUUUGCGGAAUAAAGUUCCUCUGUUAAAAGUGGUAAACCAAUUUUUUUUUUCUGUGAAGGAAUCGCUACUUCAACAAUCAGAAGGGAACACGGAUACGCUUCUGGCAGCCAAAACAAAGUUCAAUUUUACAAGACACGAGAUUACACUGUUUUACAAUACGUUCUAUGCUGUGGUUAACAAUGUAAGCCUUGUUGUAUUUAGAUGACGCCUUGAGUUUAAAUUAUGCUAUCUAUAUUAUCGGUCUUGAGUGAAACAUUUUUGAUUUUCAAUUUGCUUGUCACUCUUAGAAGGAAUUCUAAUAUUCAGCUACCUAUUAGAUGCUAAUACAUCCAAUCCUCACGUUUUAUCAGGAGGAUAUUUUCACAUGUAGCUGGUGCGAAAAGUGAACUUGCAAAUGUGCUGAAUUAAAAGUUUGCUAGUCGCUAAAAGUGCUCUCUAAUUUGUUUUUGGGUGUAUCUGUUUGCAGGUCAAUAAUUCUUUGCAGCAGUUUAGCCAUGACAAUGCGCUAGUGUCUGGUCAACUUCAAGCAUUAAAUACCACGUUUACAAACGAGGUACGUAAUACAUUUAGCCUAUCCAGUGACCUGAAUCGUAUGCAAAUGUUCUACCAAAGUCGGUUGCAUGCAUUGCUGGUUUGUGAAAUAAAGUACAUGGAUUGAUUUGAGUCCAUUUAAAUUGAUCUUGCAGUUGGGAGAGAUGAAGCAAACUUACCAGCAGUAUAAUGACAUCAUCGACGAUGCUAUCCAAAAUGUGAACGAUACUAUCGCUGAAAAGGUUGGUAGACUGAUCAGCUGUUAAUUCUCCACGUUAAAAACGAGUGGGAAACUGGGACAAGAUUAUUUCCCGCAAAGACUUCUGGUACUGUUACUAAGGACAGGGGGAAAAUUGGCCAAUAGCUGACCAGCGCGUCCCCAGCAACUAUCCCAGAAACAAUUGCGGGGAUCAUUUCGGCUCCAGCUCCCGUCUCGUUUCCAAAGUCGUGACAAAUUGGAAGUUAAGGGGAAUAUAUCACGGCUUUUUAGAGGCCAAUAUUGGCCAAUAUUGGCUAGCUAUAUUAAUAUAGCUGGGGGUUUCAGUGGGGAUCAUUAACUGGGGAAGUAGCGCUUUUUGUUUAAGAAUCCGUCGCGCCGAAGCCGAGAGUGAUUUGCCCGGGUUUAAAGCCUUACUGAACGUCUUUCAAUUUUACUCGGCCAAACAACAUUUGAAGGCUUGUUUCAUAUCAAUCACGAUUUUUUAAAAACCAUGUUUUUCUAGGUAUCAAUUAGAAUUGCUGAACCUGGGCCAACUGGCGAGAAAGGACAAAACGGUUUCAGAGGUCCAACAGGAGAUACGGGACCCCCCGGGCCAAAGGGCCCCAUGGGGAUACAAGGAAUUACCGGAGCAAAAGGGGACAAAGGAAUGAAAGGAGAUCCAGGCUUUCCAGGCAAAAAUGGCAACAAGGGAGCGUCCGGGGAGAAGGGAAUCAAGGGACUGCAGGGCGACACGGGUCCUCCAGGAAUUAAAGGAGAUACCGGUGAUCCAGGACCAAGAGGGAUCGGUAACUUCAGUUGGUGCCAGCCUAAAAAAAUUGAGCAAACAUCACCUGCUAGCAUUGAUGAUACUCAGGUAACAUAGUUUACGAGCGUGUAAUAUCUGCAUUCUUAAGAAAUACUUGCUCACUAAAUUUUAGUUUCAAUUUUUCUAACUGAUGUUGGUCAGUCCAAGCUCAUACUACAUAGCCUGCUUGCAAGCUCUCUGGUGGUUCCGGGGGGAAAGAGGGGACUCCAGACCCCAGACCCUGAUACCAAAAGCAGAGAUGCUAUAUGUGCAUGCCUUACAGCUGAAUUAUCUUUAACAGGAUAUUUUUAAUUUUUUUAAUUUUCACAGAAUACAAAGGUCAUUGGAGCAUAUUGCACAACAACUACUGCUGAUGCAGAAUCUAACUUGCAAGUACUAAUACAAUCUCCGCCAAAUCACAAUACAUAUUCAUGCGUUUGUAGGGUCUCUGGAGGGAACCCACACUGUGCACUGCAUUACUGGGCGUGCCCCAUUCAUGCCCCAUAG
Porites evermanni is the source of this 6579-nucleotide messenger RNA. NCBI's taxonomy places the organism in Eukaryota, Metazoa, Cnidaria, Anthozoa, Scleractinia, Poritidae. The record is from the annotation of a GenBank genome assembly.